Leopardus geoffroyi (Geoffroy's cat) is the source of this 3039-nucleotide messenger RNA. It is a transcript of the gene SLC25A23, whose product is annotated as solute carrier family 25 member 23. Gene Ontology annotation, molecular function: calcium ion binding; ATP transmembrane transporter activity. Gene Ontology annotation, biological process: transmembrane transport. Bases 181 to 1959 code for a protein of 592 amino acids. The record is from RefSeq and is a predicted model, not a curated record. The transcript has 11 exons. NCBI's taxonomy places the organism in Eukaryota, Metazoa, Chordata, Mammalia, Carnivora, Felidae.
GCGCGGGCGGCGACGGUUAGCAGUCACCGGCUCCUGCAAGUGCCAGAGCCAGGCGGGCAGCGCGGAGGCUGCGGUGGCCGUGGCCGCGGAGCUGGCCCUGCGGGGCCCCGGGGGGGAGGGGGAGCCGCGAAGCCCCCGCUGAGGCCGCCGCUGCCGGGCCUCCCCUCCCCCCCGGGCGCCAUGCGGGGGGGCCCGGGCGAUGCGGAGCGGCGACAGCGCUGGGGUCGCCUCUUCGAGGAGCUGGAUAGUAACAAGGACGGCCGCGUGGACGUGCACGAGUUGCGCCAGGGACUGGCUCGGCUGGGCGGGGGCGACCCGAACCGCGACACCCAACAGGGCACUUCCCCUGAGGGUGACACUGACCCACACGGUGGGCUUGACCUGGAGGAGUUUAGCCGCUACCUGCAGGAGCGAGAACGGCGCCUGCUGCUUCUGUUCCACAGCCUGGACCGGAAUCAGGAUGGUCAUAUUGAUGUGUCUGAGAUCCAGCAAAGUUUCCGAGCUCUGGGUAUUUCCAUCUCUCUGGAGCAAGCAGAGAAAAUUCUGCACAGCAUGGACCGUGACGGCACAAUGACCAUCGACUGGCAGGAGUGGCGCGACCACUUCCUGUUGCAUUCGCUGGAGAAUGUGGAGGAUGUGGUCUAUUUCUGGAAACAUUCGACGGUCUUGGACAUCGGCGAGUGCCUGACUGUUCCUGAUGAGUUUUCAGAGCAGGAGAAGCUAAGCGGCAUGUGGUGGAAGCAGCUGGUGGCGGGUGCGGUGGCAGGUGCUGUGUCGCGGACGGGCACAGCCCCUCUGGACCGCCUCAAGGUCUUCAUGCAGGUCCACGCCUCCAAGACCAACAAGCUGAACAUCCUGGGGGGCCUAAAGAACAUGAUCCGAGAGGGGGGCAUGCGCUCCCUGUGGCGCGGGAAUGGGAUUAACGUGCUUAAGAUCGCGCCAGAGUCGGCUAUCAAGUUCAUGGCCUAUGAGCAGAUCAAGCGGGCCAUUCGAGGGCAGCAGGAGUCACUGCACGUACAAGAGCGCUUUGUGGCCGGCUCCCUCGCUGGCGCCACAGCCCAAACCAUCAUUUACCCCAUGGAGGUGCUGAAGACGCGGCUGACCUUGCGCCGGACAGGCCAGUACAAGGGGCUGCUGGACUGUGCGUGGCAGAUCCUGGAGCGAGAGGGGCCCCGAGCCUUCUACCGAGGCUACCUGCCCAACGUGCUGGGCAUCAUCCCCUACGCAGGCAUCGACCUGGCCGUCUAUGAGACGCUGAAGAACCGAUGGCUCCAGCAGUACAGCCACGACUCGGCCGACCCAGGCAUCCUCGUGCUCCUGGCCUGUGGCACCGUCUCCAGCACCUGUGGCCAGAUAGCCAGUUACCCCCUGGCCCUGGUCCGGACCCGCAUGCAGGCCCAAGCCUCCAUCGAGGGCGCCCCCCAGCUCUCCAUGCUGGGUCUGUUCCGUCACAUCCUGUCCCAAGAUGGCGUGUGGGGCCUCUACCGGGGCAUUGCCCCCAACUUCAUGAAGGUUAUCCCGGCUGUGAGCAUCUCCUAUGUGGUCUACGAGAACAUGAAGCAGGCCCUGGGGGUCACGUCCAGACCCCAGCUCCCUCAGGCCCCAGAUCCAGCACCGGGUCCUAGAUCCCCAAACCCGCUGGCGGAUCCCAGAUCCCCAUGCUUCCAGCCCUGGAUCUCCAAGCUCGGCCACUGGAUUCUGGAUAUCAAGAAGCCUCAGCCACCGGAUCCUGACAAUGCAAUGCCUAGAUCCCGGGGCCCCAGCCACUGGAUCCCAGAUCCCCUCACCCCAGCUACUGGAUUCCUGAAUUCCUUUGCCUUGACACUGAGUCCCGGAUCCCUCUGCUUUGACUACUGGAUUCCAUACAUUUCAACCACUACACCCUCAACCCCCAACCACCGGAUCUCGGAUUCCCAAGCCCUGACCGGCUGGAUCCUGGCUUCUAAAUCCACAAUGUGAGAGCCCAACGGCAGAGCGCGUGGGUCCCAGCGACUGCAGCUGUUGGGCCCCAACCCCUUCACCACAGGCACUGGAUGCUGAAACCUCACCCAUAGGAAGGAGAGCCCGACCCUUCCAAGCACUGGAUCCCAGCCCCUUAACCCCUGGAUUCCGACUGGAAUCCUCCCAAGGCACUGGAUCCUGAGUGCUCAGACUCUAAGCCUAGAUAGAUCCCAAUAGGCCAAUCACAGCAUCCUGGACCCCACACGCCCCCGUCCCAGACACAUCCCAGAGCCCAGGGCCCUCCCCACUCCCCGUGACACAAAGCCCAUGGUCUAAGGAGCCUGCUGGAAGCCCAGGUCCUGGCCUCCUUCUUGGGACUUGUCCAAAGUCCUGACCCAUCUAAAAGCUGGCAGCACAGGAAGGAGAGGUCCCUCCCACACCCUAGACAGAGGCUGGACACCCCCACCACCUACCCAGCAUGGCUACGCCUCUGGCCCCUGGGGAAACUGCUCCCCCGAAAUGCUCUGCAAUGUCCUCCGUCCCCUUCCCACCUUUAGGCUAACGAUAACCCCCAGUCACUCUUUCUUGGGGGCUGGCAAGGGGGCAGUCUGAGGCUGGGGACACAUUAAGGGGACCCCCCCCAAACCCACCCUAGCACUGCCAGCCUCUCCCCAGGCUUCAGGGUUGGGAGCCAGGAGGAAGUCUACCCGGACUAGCCUUCCCUGGAGCCCAGCAUCUGCUUUUGCAAAACGAACAGGCCAAAUCCCCAAACUCAGUCUACAUCUAUUUUUCUACCAGAGAGGAGCAGACAUUCCUUCCCCCUCAAAUAACCCAAGCCCCCCCCCCAGCACCCCCCACUACCUUGUACAUUUUGCACUUUAUAGUUGGAUUCUGAGCUUAGCAUAACUGGGGACCCCCUCCCUUCACUCCUCCCAAGUCUUUGGGGAACCCCAUUAGAGGACUGCGAAAGAGGAGCUGUGUUGUUUCAGGGGGCUGGAGGACCCCCCCACCUCCCCUUCCCACCUACACCGUGUCUCACCUCCCCGCCUGUGUGUGUUAUUUCCAAGGAAAGAGCAAAAGGAUACACUGUCUAAGCUC